Molecule: messenger RNA, 939 nt
Organism: Phascolarctos cinereus (koala)
Lineage: Eukaryota; Metazoa; Chordata; Mammalia; Diprotodontia; Phascolarctidae
Gene: OR5A1
Product: olfactory receptor family 5 subfamily A member 1
Biological process (GO): G protein-coupled receptor signaling pathway
Cellular component (GO): membrane
Molecular function (GO): olfactory receptor activity; G protein-coupled receptor activity
Source: RefSeq, a predicted model, not a curated record
AUGUCCAUAGCCAAGGAAACGAACAGCACAUCAGUGACCGUUUUCUUUCUCCUGGGAUUCUCAGACCAUCCAGAAGUACAAGUCAUCCUCUUUGUGACAUUCUUAGGAAUUUAUCUGGUGACUUUAGCCUGGAACCUGAGCCUUAUAAUCCUGAUUCAAAUCGACUCUGGUCUCCAUACACCCAUGUACUUCUUUCUCAGCAAUCUGUCCUUCAUAGAUAUCUCCUACUCUUCUACCAUUGCCCCCAAGAUGCUUUCAGAUUUCUGCAAGGAACAGAAGACCAUCUCCUUUGUAGGCUGUGCCACCCAGUUUUUUUUCUUUGUUGGCACAGGCUUGACUGAGUGCUGCCUCCUGACUGCCAUGGCAUGUGACCGCUAUGCUGCCAUCUCUAACCCACUACUCUACACAGCCAUCAUGUCCCAGGACCUCUGCACCAAGAUGGUAGCUGGAGCUUAUGUGGGAGGUUUCCUGAGCUCCCUAAUCCAAACAAGCUCCAUAUUUCAACUAGACUUCUGUGGCCCUAACCUUAUCAAUCACUUCUUUUGUGACCUCCCCCCAGUCCUAGCUCUCUCCUGUUCAGAUACCUUUCUCAGUCAGAUGAUUAAUUUCCUUGUGGUGACUGCUGUUGGGGGGACAUCUUUCCUCAUCCUCCUCAUCUCCUAUGGGUACAUUGUUGCUGCUGUGCUGAAGAUCAACUCUAGUGAAGGCAGAUACAAAGCUUUCAACACAUGUGCCUCCCACCUAACUGUAGUGACCCUUCUCUAUGGAACUGCCCUCUUCAUGUUUCGCCCCAGCUCCAGCUACUCACUAAGCCGUGACAAGGUUGUAUCUGUGUUCUAUUCAGUGGUGAUUCCCAUGCUGAAUCCCCUCAUCUACAGCCUGAGAAACAGUGAAAUCAAAGCUGCCCUGAAAAAGGUGCUAGAGAAAAGGUUUUCAUAG